AUGGGGAGGCAAGGAGCCUCAGAAGCUAUCUUCAUCACACUGAAUUACAACAUCACUAUUGUGGGGAAGAUAUGGCUGGUUCUAACGGUCUUCCUACGUUUAUCAGUCUUGUUCCUGGCCGGCUAUCCGCUCUACUAGGAUGAGCAGGAGAGAUUUGUGUGCAACACUAUCCAGCCUGGUUGUGCCAACGUGUGUUACGAUAUAUUUGCACCCCUGUCACUGUUCCGCUUCUGGCUGGUCCAGCUUAUCUCCAUUAUCCUGGUUCAUGUUGUAUUUAUUGUCCACGUGAUCCACAAAGUUACAUCCAGCCUACCUCAUCCUGAUGCCUCUAACAGAAUGAAGUUGAGGUCUUUCUAUAAGAUUAAACAAGAACCUUUCCGUGAAGCAUCUCUGUCAAAGUCUAGUGUAAAAUCAGGUGUAAGACUGCUGCCUUGUUUCACAGGAGGCUACAUCUUUCACCUUUUGGUCCGGAUCCUUCUGGAAACUAGUUUCGGGGCGGCGCAUUACUAUAUGUUUGGUUUCUACAUCCCGAAGCGCUUCAUGUGUCAGCAGGCUCCUUGCACCACCACGGUGGACUGCUAUAUAUCCAGACCCACUGAGAAGACCAUCAUGCUGAAUUUUAUGCUGGGGUUGGCUGCACUGUCCCUCUUUCUCAGCCUGUUUGAUCUCGUCUGUGCCAUUAAGCAGUCAGCGAGGCACAGAAGCAUGAAGCAGAUGAUUGUGGAGAAGAUGUAUGAGGAGGAACAAUACUUCCUUGCAGAAAGUGGAGGCACUGGUGUUGACUUUGGUGACCCUGAACAUCAAUCCUUGCUGGUCAAUGGAAGCUUCCGUAAGAGAAUCAGCAAAGCCUGUGUGGAUGAUGAUGCCACUCUGCAAUUAGAAGGUAAAAGUCAUCCAGGCAUCCCUCAUGGAGGAACCCUUGUAGGUAUCGAUCUUGGUGUAACUAGUUCUAUCAGUGGUAAUGGAGCUGGUUGUUACCCAGUGGCACAGGAUGAGGGAACAGAGCGAGAGGGCAGUGAGAUGGCACUGUGUCCAUCUGAGCCAGUAGGCACGCCCAGGUCCAUACGGGUCAACAAGCGUAGUCGCCUCAAACCUAUGCCACCUCCCAGAUGGGACAAGCCACCAAAUGAAGGGCUGCUGGAUAGCUCUGCAGCAGUGGUAGCUUGUGAAAGGCUAUCAGGACAGUACAUGCUGGGGGAUAUAAGUACCGAUAGUGACGGAUACGAGAAAAGGUCAGCAUGGGUGUGAGGGUCUGGAUAUGAUCCUAAUCUUAUUGGUGGCACUGUGGGAUCAGCACCAAAACAAUUUGCAUUCUAAGACAUCUGAAAAGGUUAUAUUGUUCUGAGCAGCUAAUGAAAUGUCAUUAAACAAUAAAACCCUGAUAUCUUUUGACCUUUAAUAUGAGAUGGGACCUUCAGGAGCUGUCAGUUUUGUUUUGAAGAAUUUACUCGAUUAUUUAAAUGCCACAUCGUGUGUUUGAAAAGUGAGGGAACAUAAACAAAGGUCUUCAAAUGUUUGAAGACAAGGUGACUCGAAGUGGCUCUUCUGUUUCGUGGAAUGCUACCCUUUACAACUCGGCCGCGACCUUCACCGUCCACCUGUUGCCUCUGUUUGUAUUAGCUCACUCGGCUUCUCUAAACACUAAUCACAGAUCACCCUUGACUUGUCUUGACCUGGCUGUGUGCGUCAGGGUGAGAGGUCAUUCUAAAAGCAGGUUGGUGAUCUCCACAAUGGGCCUCCAAGGUUGAAACUGACACAAAUUCUCCACCCAGAAGACAACCAGUAUGGCUUUCCCUCCAAAAACACUAGCAUGACUUACUACGAUUAGCGCGAUUGUGUUGAAAUGAUUGUAACUAGUCCAUACAAACUUUGAUUUGUUUUAUUACAUUAUUAGCAUACCAGAGACCGGUGAGGUUGACUCGAGCAGGAAUCCCCCAGCCUGAGUGCCAGGCAGAACAAUUAGCGUCAAAGCCUGGAUUUGUAUUUAUGGAGGCGGCUUGUCACAAUAUAUUCAAAGACCCAGUAGGAUUUGAGGCUGGGACUUUAGAACACAUAGAAACACUUAAAAUAGCGCACCACAAUCCAAUGAAACAUGAGAUCUGAUGACGCCUGAUGCAACGCAACCUCUCUCGGCACGUUUCACCUCUACAGCUAAAUUAACUACAGCCUGUUGCUUUCAUCCUCCUAUCUUUUGGCACGGUCUUAUGUCCUCGGAUCCGUGUCAGACCGUUUGUUCUUCAGGAGCGACUGAUAUUCCCGGUUUUGAGUCGGAAUGAGACUGCUAAAAUGACACGUAAAUUUUCCCAGUCUGAACGCAUCGUGCUUUACGUAUAUAUCCAAAAUGACAGUAGAUCUUUAUCUAAUAAAGGAAUACAGAUAAAAACUGUACAGAUUUUUUCAAAUCAUCCAUUUGCUUGAAUUUUGUGCUUCUGCAUUGUAGUGCUUUUUUUUUUUUUUUUUUGGUUUGUUAUCAAUUAAAUGGAGAAUUGAGGUAGAGAAUGAAUCACUCUAUGACUGAAUA
Molecule: messenger RNA, 2521 nt
Organism: Ictalurus furcatus (blue catfish)
Lineage: Eukaryota; Metazoa; Chordata; Actinopteri; Siluriformes; Ictaluridae
Product: gap junction delta-4 protein
Exons: 2
Biological process (GO): cell communication
Cellular component (GO): connexin complex
Source: RefSeq, a predicted model, not a curated record